Molecule: messenger RNA, 677 nt
Organism: Alternaria alternata
Lineage: Eukaryota; Fungi; Ascomycota; Dothideomycetes; Pleosporales; Pleosporaceae
Exons: 2
Coding region: 135-632 (165 amino acids)
Source: RefSeq, a predicted model, not a curated record
GGGCCCUAUCCAUCAAUGACGUUGGGCAUUUGCGCAGAAUUGUACUUUUAGGACGCUUUCUGUUGCGAAUCUCCAUCGCCGCGACCACCAAAGUCAAAGAUUUGGUGGCUGCUGUUUCCAGCAGCUCACCUGCUAUGAUCUUGGAUUGCAAGAGAAUGCGAGUGCUUUGGUUGAUCACGGCGAUGGAUAUCCAACGAAGUGAUCGAUCGGUCAUGGACCGACAAAGAGAUAUCUUCCGUCUGCGAUCUGAAGCCGAGUACUAUCGUAGAGCCCAAGAAGAGAACGAAUUGCUACGGGCGGAACUGAACGGCGUCUGGGACGUUCGGGCACGUCAGUACUCAAUUUCAGGUCGUACAUCUCAAGGAGAGAAGGUAUCGAGUCGCAGUGAGUCUAUUGUAGACCGCUCGAGCGCUCCCUCGCGUCAAGGUAGCUUUGCGACAUCGAUCAACAGUAGCAUCUACACCACAAACUCUAAGCUACCACCUAGGCAGCAACGAUUGGAUGAUGAUCGGGUAAUGAAAGUAUUUGAAGACGAAGAACCGUGUUGCAAAUUCUGGUACCUUUUGGAGGGUCGAAAAUUGCCGAAGAGCUGGAGGGCGGAGAUAGUUAUAAGAUGUCGGAGACCCCGAUAAUGUGGACGUUUAAGGGUUGCGAGCAGCGACUGGAGAUGGAGAAAG